AUGUCACGGACCAGCUCGACUGCUCAGCCCAGAGCGUUGACAUUGCCCGAAGAGUUGGAGAAGCUGGAACAGUCGAUAACACUGACCCUGCAAGAAAUCGACCACAACUUCAGUCGAGCACAUCGAAUAGUCACAUCUAGCAUCUUACCCGUUGUCGAGCAAUAUGCCGCCCACUCCAAGGAUGUGUGGGAGGCGUCGAGAUUCUGGAAGCAAUUCUUCGAAUCCAGCGCCAAUGUGUCCUUAUCCGGCUACGAGGAACAGGCGUCGCGCAUCGACACCACAGAUGACGCCGAUAUUACGGCCACAGAAGACUCUAAUACAACAACACAUACAACAUUAGAGACCUCGGAAUCAUAUGAAACUCCUUCGGCUCAGCACAUCUCAACCGACUCCAUACAGGACCUUGACCUUUCCAACAUGACCAUAUCUCCCUCGAAGAGCAGUACGCCACGACCUUACAGAACGCAAAAGACACAGCAGCAGCAAGCGGGCUUCGCACAUUAUCCGUCCCCAUACGAGGCAUUGCGGGAGGAAGUGAACAAUACCAUGGCGGAUAGUACAUUGCGCGCGCGAGCGACCGAACCCGAGACACCGGGCGGGCAGCCUGUGUUCCAUGUUGAUACCAUGGCAGCAACACCGCAGUCUUCCCCCUUUCUACCUCCCCGACCUACCUCAAUUCCGAGACCAUCCACCACCCGCAAAAAGACCGAUCCUCUGCUUCACCGCGUUCUCGACCGGAACUACCGUGUUCAGGCCACGCCCCUGACAAGCCAGCGCUAUUCAAAUCUACAGCUCGGAACGGUGACGACGCCAUCGCGUUCCAACCGCGCCGGCAAGGCAGACUUAGACGACUCAACUCUAGAUUCCAGCCCUGUGGUGGCCCCACCGGAGCUAAAUCAGGAAAUUUUCUCUUCUCCGGAACGCAAACGACCCAUCCCUGGCGUCAGCGUCUUGACUCCGGCUCGAGCGCAUUCAAAGGCGCAACCGUCGGGAGAAGCCACCCGCACCCAGGGCCUGUGGGAUAGUGAUGAUGAUGAUCUUGACGACGACAUACCUUUUGGUCAGAGUCCGCCUAAGACCAUGCAGUUCCACAUUCCUCAGAAUCGGCUGCUGAAAACUCCUGCAAAGGAAGCAUCUAAACGCAUCGUGGAAGACAUUCUUACCAACGCAGGCAUCGACUAUGGCGAAGAAGAAUUGGACUUCAGUCAAACACUAGAACCCGAUGGUUCUGAGAUUGACCUUGGUGCAGACCCGACCAGUCCUAGUGUAGUUCGCAGGGCUAUGAACGCUGAGGACGAGACCUUCUGA
This is a messenger RNA of Cladophialophora yegresii CBS 114405, 1308 nucleotides long. RefSeq lists its product as uncharacterized. Gene Ontology annotation, cellular component: mitotic spindle; DASH complex; mitotic spindle pole body. Bases 1 to 1308 code for a protein of 435 amino acids. The transcript has 3 exons. NCBI's taxonomy places the organism in Eukaryota, Fungi, Ascomycota, Eurotiomycetes, Chaetothyriales, Herpotrichiellaceae. The record is from RefSeq and is a predicted model, not a curated record. Gene Ontology annotation, biological process: attachment of spindle microtubules to kinetochore.